AUGCGUGAGAAUGCAAUGUCUACAAAGAAACUUCCCUAUAAAUUAUCUGGCAGCAGCAAAAUAACAACUUCCAUACCUAAUGAUUUAAUCAUACUGCGAAAUAAUUGCAUAAAUUCACUGAACAGUUCCUCGUCCAAAGCUGACAGCAUUACAUGUAUAGAUACGUGGCUAAAAUACACAGAGGGUUUGUUAACCCACAGGUACGAAGCUAAUAAUGACGCCGCUCUCAUUGAAGAGGAGAUAGCGAUUGCGUUAAUCAAUGUUGCCGUAUUUUAUCAAGACAUCGGUAUUGAAACAUUGUACAGAGCUUAUGAAUCUUCACAAGCGUCAAAUAACUUAUGGACAACAAGCGGGACCUAUCUAAAGAGAGGUCUAGGCUUAAUCUGCUUUCUUGGAAAGAAUUUUCAAAUAAACACAGCUAAUGAUUGCCAAAAGAUGCAGGUUCUCAACGUCCUUAAUCAGCUAUCAUUAGAGUUUCAAUUGCUGCAACAACUAGGGAUUGUCGUUUUAGCACUGUCUAAACUAAGAUCAAAAAUCAGCAAGGAUGCUGUUGCGGACCUUGAGCCUCAAGAAUUGGAAGAGCUAGGCAAGUCCAGUGUCUUUUACGCUAAGCUUUGUAUUGGAUCUUAUAGCACUGCUUCGCAAUGCCAAGGAGGCCGUAUAGUGGACGCAUUAUUUAUGAAUUAUUUACAGAGUUUGACCUAUCUCUUCCUAUCAAUCAACCAAUACAACAAUGAUGAGUGCGGAAUUGCCAUUGGGAUGCUCCAAGAAUCGAUCAAAAAACUGUUAAAUAUAGUACCCAAUUCGCAACUAAAAGAGUUGGACAUUUUAUCCUCAACCGAUAUUACAAAGAAGAGGGAUCUUAUAAAGAUGUCGUUUAAAAGGAAAAUACAUGGGUCUACUUUAAAAAACCAACGGAUAUUUGAGAAGAAGGUGCCAUUUUCAUCCAAAGCGUACAUGAUGCCGUUAUUGAAAUCUUCAUUAGACGAUUUUGUUAUCCCACUAACGAUACUGUUAAGGUACAGAUACCAGACAACCAAUGAGAAUUAUUCCUUCAAAACGGUUGAAACCGACGUUUCUAAAUUGAAGGAGCUUUUCCCCAGGGGAAAAUCGUCAGAUAUUGAAGGCACUGUAUGGAGUUUCCAAGAUGGACAUCUUACAUUUGCAGACUCAAAUAAUGCAACCCACAAUUGCGGUAAUUAUUUUUGA
Messenger RNA from Saccharomyces cerevisiae S288C, 1209 nucleotides. RefSeq lists its product as uncharacterized. The record is from RefSeq and is marked reviewed. The transcript has a single exon. The coding region runs from base 1 to 1209 and encodes 402 amino acids. Lineage: Eukaryota; Fungi; Ascomycota; Saccharomycetes; Saccharomycetales; Saccharomycetaceae.